Molecule: messenger RNA, 5360 nt
Organism: Podarcis raffonei (Aeolian wall lizard)
Lineage: Eukaryota; Metazoa; Chordata; Lepidosauria; Squamata; Lacertidae
Gene: IGSF9
Product: immunoglobulin superfamily member 9
Exons: 21
Coding region: 834-5090 (1418 amino acids)
Biological process (GO): cell-cell adhesion
Molecular function (GO): protein binding
Source: RefSeq, a predicted model, not a curated record
UUCUGGGCGCGGGAUUGGCUGUUCCUGUGGCAACAAAGCGGCUUGGGGAAGGGAGGGGGCCAGGGGACCCGCCCCUCCAUUGUGCUGCGAGUUUUUCUUGCCAAAAGCUUGGCUCGGGGAGUUAAAGAGAAGCGAGUUGAGAUCGGAGCGCUUAUAUAUCAGCGCAGGCGGGCUGUGCGCGCGCGCCUUCUUUAUUUUGCGCUUGAGGGGAAUCCGGUGUCUUGCAAGGCGGGUGGAGGGAUGCGAGAACACUGAAAGGGGGAAAUACUUAAAAUUUUGAUCGCAGAGAAAAGAGGGUAUUCCGAAAAUUAAAGGGGCGCGCGCACAUCCCCUCUCCAAGCGCCGAUCCUGCGCGCAAUGUUUGCGCCCAAGCGGUGAGAGCUGCCUGGGAGCGCCGCGGCUUGCUGGCUGGGGACUUGUUGAUGGAGCCGGCUGCCGGAGCUCAGAGGCUGGCCGGGACGGAAAAGCCCUUCCUGGGAGGGGGCACAGCAAAGCGGCGCCAGUGCGCAGGGUUUGGUCUAUGCUGAGGUGCAGAGUUCGACAGAAAGCUCUGAAGUCUUGAGACUUCCCCGCCAGCUCGCUAGAGUGGCAGAAACCGGUGCUGCUCCAAAGGGCUUUGUGGGGAUGAGAAACGGCAUACGGGCUGCAAGGCUCCAUCACCAGGUUCCCCAGGGAUCAUCCGAUGGUGUCUCCUGAGCUGCAAGGGGCAGCCUGACCCUCUGUUCUCCCACCUCCUUCCUCAAACGUGCAGCUGGUCAGCUUGCCAGCUCGUUGUUUCGGCAAGUGGGCGGUUUUGGCGGUGCUGCAAGGUGUCUGGUGGGGGCAGCUGUGCUAUGAAUUGGCGUUUAUGGAUUGUCCGCCUUGCCCUGGUCUGCAGCAGCUUCGCUGAAGCAGGUACCCGUGAAGCAGAGCCCCGUGCUGUGAUUGGCCGGACGGGAGAGAGCGCCAUUUUGGGCUGCGACCUACUGAAGCCAGACGAAGCGACUCCUCCCCUCUAUGUCAUUGAGUGGGUGCGUUUUGGCUUCCUCCUCCCCAUCUUUAUCAAAUUCGGCCUCUAUUCCCCACGUGUGGAUCCAGAGUACGUAGGUCGUGUGCGGAUCCAAGAGGGCGCCUCUCUCUGGAUUGAGCAGCUGCGUGCCGAGGACCAGGGCUGGUACGAGUGCCGGGUGCUCUUUCUCGACCGACCCAACAGUGACGACGAGUUCCAAAACGGCACCUGGAUCCACCUCACUGUCAAUUUCCCCCCCACCUUCCAGGAGACCCCGCCAGCUUUCAUAGAAGUGCAAGACCAAAAGUCUCUCACGCUGACCUGCUCUGCAGCGGGAAACCCCCAGCCAGUCGUCACUUGGAAGAGGGACAACCAAGCCAUAGAAAGUGGAGACAAGGUUCAGGUGACGAAUGGGAGCCUUGUCUUUGCCGGUGUGGAGCGGGCCAGCGCUGGGGCCUACACCUGCCACGCCACCAGCGAAGAGGGUGCCAUCACCCACACAACCCGCCUGUUGGUGCAAGGGCCUCCGGUAAUUGUGGUGCCCCCACAGAACGUCACUGUCAACAUCACCCAAGAUGCCUUCUUGGCCUGCCAAGCCGAGGCCUACCCUGCCAACCUCACGUAUAGCUGGUUCCAGGGGGACACAAACGUUUUUCACCUCAGCCAUCUCCAGUCCCGGAUUCGCGUCUUGGUGGACGGGAGCCUCUUGGUACAGAAAACUGUCCCAGAGGAUUCGGGACAAUAUACCUGUGUUCCUAGCAAUGGGCUAAGGAGACCACCUUCUGCCUCAGCGUUCCUCACAGUUCUGUACCCAGCACAAGUCAUCGACAUGCCCCCUGAGACUCUCCUGCCAAUAGGGAUGCAAGGCACCAUCAGGUGCCCCAACAAGGCCAAUCCUCCGCUGCUCUUCAUCAACUGGACCAAAGACGGGCAGCCGCUGGAGUUAGGCAAGCUCCCAGGUUGGUCCACGACUCCCGAUGGUGCCAUUGUCAUUGCCACAAGCAACGACAAUGCCGUGGGUGUUUACACCUGCACCCCAUACAACAGCUACGGCAGUGCUGGCUCCUCGGCACCUACGCGCGUUCUCCUGAAGGACCCUCCCACAUUCAGCCUGUGCCCCAAGGAGGAGUAUUUUCAGGAGGUGGGACGGGAACUGCUCAUCCCCUGCGCUGCUAGAGGUGACCCCCUGCCUGUCAUCUCUUGGACAAAGAUGGGCAGCAAGGGCUUAGCCAAUGCCCAGGUAGACAAGAACAACAGCUUGGUCCUGCGCCCACUGACCAAGGAGCAGCACGGCUUAUGGGAAUGCGCCGCCAACAACGGUGUGGCCCGCAUCAGUACUGCAACCACUGUCUACGUAUUGGGCACCAGCCCCCACACAGUGGCCAACGUCUCGGUGCUGCCUCUCCAACAGGCUGUCAACAUCACCUGGGAGCCAGGCUUUGACGGGGGCUACUUCCAGAGGUUCAGCAUCUGGUAUACGCCGCUGUUGAAACGCUUCAAUCGCCCUCACCACGACUGGGUUUCACUGCCUGUGCCUGUUGGGGCCUCCCACGUCCUGGUGGAGAAUCUGCAGCCAGAUACCGGCUACCAGUUCAGCGUUUUGGCCCAGAACAAGCUGGGUAGUGGUCCCUUCAGUGAGAUCGUCACCACCGUGCCACUAGGUUUCCCAACAAACACCAUGCCGCCCAACCCCUCAUCUACGACCUCACAGAUUUUUCUAUCCCCACCUCAAUCCCUGAUGGCCAACGAGACCACACGGGGGGUCCUUCUGCUGUGGGAGCCCCCAUUCCAAUUCUCUGUGGCUCUAACAGGCUACACCCUGGAGCUGCGGCAAGACCAGGGCGGCUGGGAGGUUCUCGACGGAUCCAUUUCCAGCUCUGAGACGCAGCUCCUGGUGCCUGGGCUAAUCAAGGACGCCUUCUAUGAAUUCCGCCUGGUGGCCUUUGCUGGCAGCUACAUCAGUGACCCCAGCAACACGGUCAAUGUCUCCACAAUAGGCAUGGAGGUGUAUCCCUCUCGCACCCAGCUCCCUGAGCUCCUGCCCCAGCCAGUGUUGGCAGGAGUGAUUGGCGGGGUCUGCUUUCUCAGCACGGCUGUCAUCUUCAGCACAAUGGCGGCUUGCAUCAUGAACCAGAGGCGAGCUGCCCGUCUCCGCAAACGCAGGCAAGUUGCUCUCCGUGUGAUUUCCCCUUUAUGUUCUCGUGACCUUCCAGAUCCACCAACCGUCUUCUCCCCCAACAAGAAGCUUCUGCCUUCACAAAAUUCUACAGGCACUGCUAGCCCAGACAGCGUUGUGAAGAUGAAAUUCCAGGCCUCCCCGUAUCAGAGCCUUCGCCGCUCCCUGCUGUGGGGGGAGAAAGCCAGCACCAGCUUAGGCCUCAACAUCACCAGCGGCAAUGCGAGGAACAACUCCAGAUACACCCUCUACGAGAGCCACGUCGGGGAGCCGCUACCCCUGGAGCGCAUCUGCCGCGGGCCCGACGGCCGCUUUGUGGUGCAGAGCGAAGCGCCGCCUCGGGAACGCUUGGCGGCUAUGCUGGAACGCUAUUCCCUGUCCCUGGCUUCUUCAGAGAGCAGCCUGGGCCAGCUGGAGCCUUACCUGCAGGUCUACUCCCCCCCUAGGCCUGAAGAGCCUGUCUGGCAGAAAAGCGUCUCCCUGAGGCCCAAGAGCGCCAGCCGCUCCCGCCGCGAAGCCAAGGCCUCCGGCUACCGCCAGGGACGCUACUUCGACUACAGCAGCAGCAGCCCAACGGAGGAGGCCGAGCCCUUGUGCAUUGUCAACAUCAGCCCAGUGGCGACCAUGCCGUAUGGGGCUACCAAGCAGCGUGCCCAGACCACUACCCAGAGCCCCGAGGGGCACGUGGACGGGCCCGCCACUGCCGCCUCCUCGUCUUCCUCGCCACCCCCUUCCUCUCCAACCUGCCCUAAGCCGAUCAGCCAAGCCCAUGCAAAUACCUCAGCCCAAAGUGGGAUUCUGCAGUACUUGAGUCUCCCCUUUUUCAAGGAGAUGAAUGUGGAUGGUGACUGGCCUCCAGAGGAAGAGGAGCAGGAGGAAGAAGAAGAGGAGGAAGAGGAGCAACCUUCCAAACCAGCCCUUCAUGAGGCUCUGGGCAGCACUGAACUCACUGGGUUGGGGGAUGAGGACAAAACUGUGUGUCCAGCCUACAUGGACACGCAAGCCAAUCUAGACCCUGCUCAGGUACAGGCCUUGGCCAAAUCUCUCCUCAGGCUCCCUCACGCCAACAUGGGCCCGGCUAAGGCUGCCUUUCCCGGGACCUCGGUUUGCCCAAGUUACCUCAGUUCCUUUUUGGAAACGCCCUCACCCAAGGAACCAGGGCCUUGGUUGGAGGUGCUGUCGCCCCCUCAGCCCCCCAUGGACAGCAGUCAGGCAGAGCUUGCCUACACAGCCAUCCCCUCAGAGCCUCACUGGCUCCACGCAGCGGAGGAGCUCCCAGAGUCUCUGCCCCCUGAGAGACACAAGUCGCCCGUCGCCGUUGCCCUGGCAGGGCCGCUCGCUGAGAAGCUGCCGAGGGGCAGCCUGACCAGCCAGAGCAGCGGCCGAGGCAGUGUGUCCUUCCUGAGACCUCCCUCGCUGGCGCCGUCACUGGCGGGUAGCUACCUCAGUUCCCCCUUUGCAGAAAUGACCGGCUGGCAAAGCAGCUCCGCGGGUGAAGAAUGCAGACUCAAAAAGGACCCUUCGGUGGUUGCCAUCAAUAAAAGGAGGAACACAUCUGUGGACGAGAACUACGAAUGGGACUCUGAGUUCGCCCUGGAGUCUGACCUGCUGGAUGCGCUGCAGCUUUAUCGGAGUGGGAACCCCAAAAGGCCGGUCUCCACCAUCGCGGCACAGGAGUUGGAGAAGCAGAGCUCAAAGACCUCCAGCGAAAGCAGCAGCUCGCCCUCAAACUCCCAGUCAGUGGGUGCCUUAGAUGGGUCCAGCUCCCCGGUGCCCUUGCCCAGCCCUGAGGAACGCUGUGCCGCCCUGCGCGAAGAAUUUCUGGCUUACCGCCGGCGCCGGGAGGCCACUCAGCAACGCCGCCAGAAGCUGGGCUCUGGCCAGAAGCCGGGGGACGAGCGGUUUGAGCAGGCCACCUUGUUGUGAGGGGGCCCCAACAGCCUAAGCUGGCCACGUUGCCCCCCCGACACACACGCCGUGAGGGGGACGGUGUCUCCAUUUGACCAUGCUCCUGUUGAGAGACAGUGCCCUCUAGAGCUAACCAAGGGAACUGUGUCCUGCGCGGAACAGCAACUGGCUCCAAAGACAUUGAGGGGAAAGCUUGAGGCUGACAUAGCGAGAGGAGGAACUCUGGACCUUCUUAACCCUGCUGGGAGACGAUAUGUUAAAACUACUGGUGUUUUGAUUUAUUUUAAA